Molecule: messenger RNA, 3713 nt
Organism: Canis lupus familiaris (dog)
Lineage: Eukaryota; Metazoa; Chordata; Mammalia; Carnivora; Canidae
Gene: PCDHB1
Product: protocadherin beta 1
Exons: 1
Coding region: 191-2590 (799 amino acids)
Biological process (GO): homophilic cell-cell adhesion
Cellular component (GO): plasma membrane
Molecular function (GO): calcium ion binding
Source: RefSeq, a predicted model, not a curated record
AGUUGAGUUGCUCAAUGCAAAUUUUCUUCCAAGUGCAAAACAGCUUACCGGGCGCGGCUAGCGGUUGAUGGCGCUGCGGUUAGAGCCGAGCAAAGCUCAGCGCCUGCAGUUGCAGGAACCUGUCGGCGGAAAAGUGAAGUAUAUCCGCAACAGGUGGUGGCUGCUGCAGAGAGUGCACUUGUGAGAACGGAUGGCGGUUGCGCGCAGAAAAUUCUUGCAGAGCAGGCAAGUAGGGUCUCUUCUCUUUUUGUUGUGCAUAUCUACGGGGAGCGCGGCCACUAUCCGCUAUUCGGUGGCGGAAGAGAUGGAGAGCGGUUCGUUUGUGGCUAAUGUGGCCAAGGACCUGGGGCUGGAGGUAGGGAAGCUGGCUGCGCGCGGGGCGCGACUGGUUUCCGAAGGCAGCAAAGUGCAUUUCCGGCUCCACCGCAAGACAGGGGAUCUGUUCGUGAAGGAGAAACUGGAUAGGGAGUCGCUUUGUGGCAAAGCUGACCCGUGUGUGCUGCACUUUGAAAUAGUCCUGGUGGAGCCGCUGCAGUCCUUUCGUGCGGAGGUCAGGGUAUUUGAUAUCAAUGACAAUGCCCCGAUUUUCCUGAACAAGCAGCCGCUUUUAAAGAUUCCGGAGAGCACACCCUUGGGUUCACGUUUUCCUCUGCAGAGCGCCCAGGAUCUGGACGUGGGCCUCAAUGGUCUUCAAAACUACACCUUGAGCCCCAACGCGUAUUUCCACCUGCACACCCGUUUUCGCAGCCAAGGGCCCAAAUAUGCCGAGCUGGUCCUGGAUAAGCCUCUGGACAGAGAGGAGCAGCCUGAAGUCAACCUGACCAUUACGGCGGUGGACGGCGGGUCCCCACCCAAAUCUGGCAUCGCCCACAUCCGCGUGGAGGUUCUGGACGUCAAUGACCACGUACCUCAGUUCUCUAGACUGGUGUACCGCGUUCAGGUGCCGGAAAAUAGCGCCAAUGGUUCUUUGGUGGCCACUGUGAGUGCCACAGACCUGGACGAAGGCUCCAACAAGGAAAUAACGUACUCCUUAGCUCAAAACCCAGAAACAAUUCUCCAGACAUUUCAGAUUGACUCUCAAACUGGAGAGGUUCGUCUAAGAGGGCCCCUAGAUUUUGAAGCAAUUGAAACAUACGACAUUGACAUUCAAGCCACCGACGGAGGGGGCCUCUCUGCCCACAGCAAAGUCCUGGUGGAAGUGGUGGAUGUGAAUGACAAUCCUCCUGAGGUGACAGUCUCCUCUGUAUCCAGCCCUCUCCCCGAAGACUCCCCACUACAAACUGUAGUAGCCCUUUUCUCUAUUCGAGACCGGGACAUUCAGGUGGGAGGAAAAAUCAUCUGCUUCCUCAGAGAAGACCUUCCUUUUGCAGUCAAACCUACUUUCCGGAAUUCUUACUCACUGGUUACUGACAGAGGCUUGGAUCGGGAAGAGGUUUCCGGCUACAAUGUCACUGUUGUUGCCAUGGAUACUGGGCCACCCAGUCUGUUCACAGAAACUGUGAUUGAGGUGCUAAUAUCUGACAUUAAUGACAACCCCCCAGUAUUUCAGGAAGACUCCUACAUUUUGACUGUUCGAGAAAACAACAGCCCAGCAAUUUUUAUUGGCAAAGUUCAUGCUGAAGAUCUAGAUUUGGGUGAGAAUGCCCAAGUAACAUAUACUUUGCUGCCUCCAAAAAGUGGAGAUUUAGCCGUGUUUGCUUAUAUCUCCAUAAAUUCAGAUAACGGGAAGCUCUAUGCACUGAGAACCAUUGAUUAUGAGGCCAUUCAAGAUUUUCAGUUUGUGGUAAAGGCAACUGAUGGGGGCUUCUUGUCAUUGAGUAGCCAGGUUACUGUCAGAGUGGUUGUUCUGGAUGACAAUGACAACCGCCCAAUGAUCUUGUACCCACUGCAGAAUGGCACCUCACCCUGCAAUGACUUGGUGCCCAGGUCUGCAGAUGUGGGCUACCUGGUAACCAAGGUAGUGGCUGUGGAUGGUGACUCAGGUCGGAAUUCUUGGCUCUCAUAUCAUCUCCUUAAGGCCACUGACCCUGGGUUAUUCUCUGUUCAACAACAAAAUGGGGAAAUCCGUACAUUGCGGCAGAUAUCUGAGAGAGACCCUAUGAUUCAGAAACUGAUCGUUCUUGUUCAAGAUCAUGGCCAACCAGUUCUUUCCACUACUGCCUCACUCAACAUCUUGCUGGUAGAUGGAUUUUCUGAACCUUAUCUGCAAUUCCGGAAUCCAUCCAAGAAUCCUACAAGGGUAAAUCCAUCCACUAAAUAUUUGGUCAUUUCUCUAGCUGUGCUUUCCUUUCUCUUUCUCCUGUCUGUCACAGUGAUCUUUGUUCUUCACAUCUACCAGAAGGUUAAAUAUAGAGAAAAGUUCACAGUUCAAGAGCAUUUCUAUGAUGACUGUAAUUUCCCUAACAACCUGGUACAAGGAGGGGCCAGUGGGUCUUUAUCUCAGCCGUGUCCCUAUGAAAUGUGCUCAGCCACUGGCACCAGCAAUAGUGAGUUUCGGUUUCUUAAGCGCUUUAUGCCCAACUUUCCCUUCCCCCAUGGCACUGGAGAAGGCAAAAACAGAGGCUGGCUCCAGUUUACCACCAGAUUCUGAGAGGAAUAGGUCUCAGGGGUCAGAGGAUCAUGGUCGAGUAUCUGACAACUGUAUGUAGCUCUUACUUAUGAGCUAUAUGCAGCCAUUAUUUAUGUCUCCCUUGGGUUCAUUACUCCUGGCCCUGGAAAUGCUUAGUUGCAUAGAAAGAUCUGGUUAUUUUGCCUUUAAAUUAUUUUCCAGUAGACAGUUAUGCAUGCAUAGGGAAGAAAACUAGGUUCUAGUUUUGAUAUAUCAGGAAGCAAUUAGAUUUGAGAAGCAGAAAUAUAGUUUAUCAUUACUCAGAAGUUUCUAGAUUUUUGUGCCUCAGUAUGUGUAGAUCAUCUUUGACUCAAAAUCUUGCAUGUCAUCAUUCAUAAUAACACGAAUGCCUGGUGAAUGGUGUCCUCAUAGAUAAUCAGGAGGAAAGACAGGUAAAAAGAAAAAAAAAAGAUUGACUUAUUUGAGAAGGUGAAUAAAGGCAGAUAUAAGACUAAAGAGAUUCAGUUCAAGAAUGUUUUCCAAAGUUAAGUUAUAUGUGAGUUUUUAAUGGCUGUUUAUGGCCUAAGGCAAAUCUCAAACUUCUCUUUAUACCCAGAUGUCCAUUCCAUUCCUUAUCACAUUCAUUGAGUGUGGGGAAUGAAAGGUAGGUAAGGAAAAAAUAAAUUAGGCUUACUAUAGUUAACAAGUGCUAGCACACAACUAUAAAAUAAAAAGAUAUUAAGGAAAAAAUGAUCAUGAAUACCAAUUAAGUAGCCUUAAGAAAAGAUACAUUUUCACAUAUUACUAGAUUUUACUUUUUUCAACUUUUUCAGUUUUAUUGAGAUAUAACUGUAGCACUAUAUAAUCUCAAGGUGUAUGGCAUAAUUACCUUACUUACGUGUAUUGUGAAACUAUUACCAUAAUAAGUUUAGUUAACAAACAUGCCCCUCAAUUUCAGAUUGUCCUUGUCUUCUUUAGGUUAGAUUGAUGUUCUGCAUUAUUGGGAAAAAUACCACAGACAUGAUAUUGUAUCCUUCUCAAAUUGUCAUUAUCAGGGGGUACAUGAUGUCAAUGUGUCCUAUUGAGCAGUAAUAUUAAUUUUUUAAAACAUUGUGGUUAGGGGGAUCCCUGGGUGGCUCAGCGGUUUGGCGCCUGCCUUUGGCCC